This is a messenger RNA of Prunus dulcis (almond), 1536 nucleotides long. RefSeq lists its product as uncharacterized. The record is from RefSeq and is a predicted model, not a curated record. The coding region runs from base 269 to 1390 and encodes 373 amino acids. The transcript is spliced from 4 exons. NCBI's taxonomy places the organism in Eukaryota, Viridiplantae, Streptophyta, Magnoliopsida, Rosales, Rosaceae.
CGAGGGUUUGGGGGGUUUAUAUCUUUCUACAGCAUCUCACCCUCUCUCUCUCCGUCUCAAAUUAUCAAAAUUCCAUUUCUUCACUGAGAAAUGCGUUGAUUUCGAUCAAUGGAUCAUGAAGCGAUUUAAUUUUGAUUUGGGUUUGGCUUCAAUGAAUUGAUUCUUACAAGUUCCAGCAACAGCUCUAUUCAUAUCUCUCUUCCAGGAUAUUCUGUACAGGUGGUGUGGCACAGUAGAUUUCUUCCUUGGCAAAAAUACUGCGGCGGCUAUGCAGAAUCUUCACCGUGUUAUAUCCCGUCUUUCCUCAACUUCACUUGGCACAAGCACGAGCGCAGCAAAGUUUCUGAGAGAGAAAAGUAAACCCACUUUGGGAAACAAUGAUGUGCUUUCAUUGAAGAAUGGUACUGAAGCUUCUCAAUUUAUCACCUCCCGUUUUUUUUCUUUCAAAUCUGGAGGUGAUGGUGAAAAUAAUGGCAAAGAUACAUUUAGCAAUAAUGCAUCCGAUGAUUUGGGUUGGGAUUCUUUAUCCGCAUGGUCGACUGGAUUGACCAAGGAGCAUUUUGAUGGGGAGGUGGCUGGCAGACCGAAAAGUGGAGAUGACACAUCCCAAUCUUCAGUCAUCUCUGGUCUGCAAGAGAUUGAAGAUAGAAUAAAGGAACUGGAGGAAGAGAACCGGAAAAGUAAGCGGUUUGUGGAUGGAUGGGGAGAGAGAUUAAAAGAGGUAAGUGCACUUUUGAAGCAAGUGCGUGAGCCGGGUGCAAGGGGGUCUUAUCUCAAGGACUCAGAAAAGGCUGAGAUGUAUCGGUUGCACCAGGAAAAUCCUGAGGUUUACACUGUUGAGCGGCUGGCCAAGGAUUAUAGAAUUAUGAGGCAGAGAGUGCAUGCCAUUCUUUGGCUCAAGGAGCUGGAGGAAGAAGAGGAAAAAAAGCUUGGUCGUCCUUUAGAUGAUUCUGUUGAGCUCCUGCUUGACACCUGUCCUGAAUUUUUCAAUUCUCAUGACCGUGAAUUCCAUGUCGCUUCCCUUCCUUACAAACCUGACUUCAAGGUUAUGCCAGAGGGUUGGGAUGGUACCACCAGAGAUUUGGACGAAGUCCAUUAUGAGAUCUCCAUGAAAGAAGAUGAAAUGCUUUAUCAAGAAUUUGUCCAGAGGAUGAACUUCAACAAAAAGAAAAUGAAAGGGGAGGUUUUCUGCCACAAGCAUAGUCGUCGUCGUACUUCGGAUGGGUGGAACUUUACAGUGGAGAAACUAGGACCCAGAGGAAAGCGUGGAGGUGGUGGUGGCUGGAAGUUUGUAAGCCUGCCAGAUGGUUCCAGCCGACCACUGAAUGAAAUGGAGAAAAUGUACGUGAAGCGAGAAACACCCUGCCGCAGACGCAAGAUCCUUCCCUGAUCAUGAAGUCUUUUGUUAUUGAGUUAGAUGUUACUUAUAAGAAUAUUUGUAGUAGUUGCAAAUUGUGUGUUCUGCUCCAUCUGCAUUUCUACCAUUGUUAAUCAUAGACCUUUUUAUCAGAUUUUUGGCAUUGUAUCUUUUGCUUA